Messenger RNA from Nilaparvata lugens (brown planthopper), 4089 nucleotides. Its product is annotated as insulin-like growth factor-binding protein complex acid labile subunit. The transcript is spliced from 5 exons. The record is from RefSeq and is a predicted model, not a curated record. NCBI's taxonomy places the organism in Eukaryota, Metazoa, Arthropoda, Insecta, Hemiptera, Delphacidae. Bases 419 to 2617 code for a protein of 732 amino acids. Gene Ontology annotation, cellular component: extracellular matrix. Gene Ontology annotation, molecular function: protein binding.
UUUUUCUUCUCUCUCAAGUCGCCCUCACUCUCUUUCCUUCAUUCACUCACGCACACAGGCACACAUUCAAUAGUUGUGAAACCGUGGUGAAGAUUAGCCUACAAAAACAACAACAUAUUGAAAACAGGUAGAUACUUGGAAUUGAGUUGGCUGCGAGCGAAGUGGAUGUGAUUAUACGCACAGCGCAUUAUAGGCUAUACUUGAUCACAGGCCGGGGCCGGAAAGUCAUUGCUGACUCACAAAUAUAUCGUUAUUCAGUAUAGUAUCGCGGAAUGCAUGACUAUGGUCCGACUAUGGAUGAUAACUCUGUGCAGUACAAUGAAAAAGUUGUGUUUUAGAAGAGCCUUAUUAUUGUUCUCAAGUUAUUCGUGAAUGGCGUGGUGAAUAUAAAUACACCAUCUAUGCCUUGGGAGAAGACAUGCAGCAAGGUCUGAUAAUCACAGCAGUACUGGCAAGCCUACUUGUGUACACUUCAGGAUGGCUGGUGUGUCCUCAGCACUGUGUCUGUGCGGCCCAUGGCAAAGUCAACUGCAGCCGGCUGGCUCUGCACCAGAUGCCCACCUAUCUACCAGCUCAUAUAGAGGAGCUAAGUCUGUCAGAGAACCGACUGCAGCAGCUGCCCGACCAGUUGUACGUGCCUCAAAUGCUGCAACACCUGGACUUGUCACGCAACUUGCUGCAGACGUUGCCCGAGCAAGCGAUUGGCGACCUUUGGAUGCUGACACGCCUCGAUCUGUCCGAGAACAGAUUGCACAGAAUAGCUGACUUGGCACCCACUGUCCACAAACUCCGCCGUCUGGCUGCACUGCACUUACGUGCCAAUCCUCUGGGACGCAUUGAUGGUCGUUGUCAUCACAAUUCUGCAUCGGUUGUGACGAGCAGCGGCGUGGUGCUUCGCAGUGAGAGUCUGUCAGAGCUGAACGUGGCCGACUGCGGUCUGAGUCGCAUCGAGCGAUGUGCGUUCGUCGGCCUCACCAACCUUACGCGGCUGACGCUCGCCGACAACCCGCUCGAGCACUUCACCGGCCUCGUGUCGCCCUCUCUGCGACAACUCGACAUCUCCAACUGCCGCCUCACCCUGGUCGCUAGCGACGCCUUCUUGCACACACCUGCUUUGUUGUACAUGGAUAUUUCACGGAACCCGAGAGCUAAUCUGUUAGCAUCCUCGAAAAAUGGGAAUGACGCUCCAACCGUCAUCAAUUACAUGUCUACAUCCUUAGUACACCUCGAUGCAUCAGAUUGCGGUAUGGCUGAUAUUCCAGUGACGAUUUUCCCCAACUUGGAGCAAAUUUCUCUCAGAGCCAAUGUGAUGAGAGAACUGCCAUCCAGAAUAUUCCAUCGCGCCAGACAUCUGCUAGCCAUCGACCUGUCUAGAAACCUGCUAUCACAGAUUGAAGACUCCACUUUCCAGGGAGCUGAAUCACUGACCAUGCUCAAUCUUUCACAUAACUUCAUCAGCAGUAUUGACUCGGCCGCUCUCCUUCAAAUGAAUGACUUGUUGUACUUGGAUCUGAGUUACAAUCAUCUCAGACGAUUGACUAAUAUAAGUGCACCUGCCUUGACUAGACUUGUCCUUAAUCAUUGUUCGAUUGAGGAGCUCCCAAGUAAUCUACCUCAUACAUUACGGCUUGAUGUCUCCAGCAACCCCAUCUCUAUACUACCAGAUAGCCUGUUCUCUUUCCACAUACAGGAGUUGGACCUCAGUUACUGUCGGAUAUCAUCGAUAAAUGAAUCAACAUUUUAUGGGCUCUUGUCUUUGAAAAAACUGGAUCUACGUGGAAAUCGUCUCACCAUGCCCUUUGACAUGGGAGUUCUAGCAUCAUUAAAAUUGUUAAAUGCUUUAAGUGUAGCUGAUAAUCCCUGGCAAUGUGUUUGUGAUAAAACUGUUGUGGGAACAACAAAAAUAGAACAUUUCUUAAAAUUUAUUAUUGAACUCAGUUUGAAAACGGAUUUAGAUAAUAAUAAAUAUGUAAAUCGAAAUGAAAACGGAAAUUUUUUCAAUAAAGACAAAACGAUUGAAGAUAAUAAUCUGAAAUUUAUUAAUGGAAAUUUCAACACUUCCAAGUUGAUAGAAGUUGAAAGGGAUUUGAAGUGUCGUCCUUUCAAUUCUAAGGUGGAGAUAUUGUGGUCGCAAGCAUGUAGUCAAUCAUCAUCAACAACAGAGAAGCCUCGUCGAAGGAACCCUGAGCGACAGUGGAUGGCGUUCAUAGUGACAUUCGCAGUUGUCUCGUCGAUUCUCAUAGUUCUCCUUGUUUUGCGUCAAAACCUGGUUGAGGAGAGUCGUCUGAGAAGAAGAGCUCGAGAAGAGGCUACAAACAAUAAUGUGGAGGAGGCAAUGGUCGCCUCAGCUACUCUCAGUGAAGAUGCUCCUCUAACAGUGAGACCGGUGCGUUCGCCAAUCGCUGACAUACUUCAACUGCCCACCUAUGAGGAGGCCAUACUCCUACCAAAACCAAUACCUGACGAUUUCGGCGUUGAACCCAACCGCACAAGAGAGGCUGCCACUUGGAUAUCACAGGAAAAUAGUCUUGAUGACGACGAUGAUGAUCAAAACCCUAGCAAUGAGAAUCAUUGCCCGAACUUGAAUCAGCACACAGUAUCGACAACCUCUUUAUAAGGAAAUUAUCAUCACCAUACUAUCAUGUUCAAUAAUUUAUGUUAUCAGUGUUAUCAUAUCAGCGAAUCAGUGAUAUUUUUUUGAAACUUAAUCCAGCACACAGAAUCAACUCUCUAUAAGAAAAUGCCUAUUACCAUUAUGUUCAAUGAUAUUUAUAAUUAGGUAGUACAGUAUAUCAUAUCAGUGAGACGAUGAUAUUUCUCUCUUCUAAACGGAUAUUCAAGAUGACUGAAAAUGAGUUCUUAAAAAUCUGCCUUCCAAAAAAUUAUUAGUUUGAGAUGGGAAUAGCCUAUAAAUAAGUUCUUAAAGCAGGAUUGGUUGUUAAAUAAUUAUUAAGAUGAUAAAAUGAAUUUAUGCUUCAUUCUUGUAGAGGAGCCUUCCUGUUUAUUGCAUAUACAGCCUAAAAGUUAUGUUGUAAAUGGAUGGGAUGACACAAAAAUAGUUUAAUCAUUCAUCACGAUGAGAGUUGUUGUUUGAAUGAAUUAUGAAUUCAGCAUCUUGUUUAAUGCAAAAAUGUGAAGUAGCAAGAUGAUAAUAUACUAGUUCGUCGUAAUUAUUACAUUCAAAUGUAUUAAUGAAAUUAAACAUCAGUAGCCACAGUAGCCUACUUUAUUAAGUGACAGUUCAGUAAAGCGGCUUGCGCAGAAGUUUUUAUUAUGCUAGUCGAGCCAAAAUGAAUAGACCAUACUUUUAUUUACAUUUGACAUCUUGCAAAUCGUUGUAGCCUACAUUAUUAUUUCAUAUUAAACAUUAUACUAAGAAAUUAUGAUUAAGCAUUAAUACGUUCAAGCAUUUAUUUAUGCUCUACUGCAUUUUGUCAAUUUCAUUGUAAUUUUAUGUCAAAAUUGAAUUCGAGUCUAUUUCAGUAACACCUCAACAAACUGUAGAGAGUCCAGAUUGAGAGAAAUCCUGAUAAAUGUGGAUAGCUUUAAUUUGAAAAUACUGUAGGAGGAAUAAUUGAUUUUGGAAAUCGCAGCAUCUAUUCAGUGUGAUCAUGAAAAUAAUUACGGUAAUCUUUGUUUGUCGUGAAUCAUAAUACUGAUACAAUAGUAUAUUUGUUAUUUGAUAUAACCAGAAUGAACCAGUUGAACCAAGAAAGAUAGGCCUACCCGGAAUUGUUGUUUUAAUAGAUUGUGAUUUAAUGGAGGAUCUUCUGUUUAAAAUUAGUAACGUCUUCUAUUUUUCCUGAACUAGCCUAAUAUUAAAGAUUACCUUGUUCAAUUAGACGAUUUUGUAAUUGAUCAGAUUGCAUGAAAUUUAUCAAUAUCCGCUUGUAAUGAGAGAGUUUCUGGUACAGUAAUAAGAUAUAUUAUGUGAUCUAUUGUAGACUGAUGAUAAUAGUAUGUGGACCAGUCAAUAUUUCUAUCAUAUUGAGAGAGUAUUUGAAUAUUUCAACCUUUGUGACUGUACGGUAACGAUAAUGAUUUCUUGUGAUAUUUUAGGAAAAUAAAAUAAAUAAUUAGUUGAUUUGA